UUUGCCACUUCACUUCAGACAAUUUCCUCUCCUGUAUCUAACACAAACACUUCUCCCUACCCCAACCCAUCUCUGCUUAGGAUGCGGCUGCCAUGGCAACUGCUGAGUCAUCCUCUCAGCUGACCUCUAAUUCCAUCUCCUGCACUGAGGCCCUCCAUUAUAUAGAUUCUCAUACAGGUUUGCUGCUUCAUUUGACGUCAUUUUACUGUUUCAUUUGGAGCUGGUGGUGCCGAUUUGUCUUCUGGAGAAGCGGACAACACGGUGGUGUCACCACAGGAUGAACAGCAGCCGUUUGGAUGGGUAACGUACCCACGACAGUGAAACACUGCCUGAGCUACCAGCAACUCAUCCGGGAAUUCCCAUGGCUGGAACGCUGGCUGGCAGAAGAGAAGAGUGUUGCAACACACGAGUAUCCAGAGUUUGUUAAAAUUGUGGAGGUCGGGCCAAGAGACGGACUACAAAAUGAAAAGGAAAUUGUUCCGACAGGAGUGAAAAUCCAGCUGAUAGACAUGCUCUCAGGAACAGGCCUGCCUGUGAUCGAGGCCACCAGUUUUGUCUCUUCAAAGUGGGUACCGCAGAUGGCAGACCACACUAAGGUACUCACAGGAAUCAACAGAGCUCCACAUGUUCGAUACCCAGUGCUGACACCAAACCUGCAGGGCUUCCAAGAUGCUCUUGCAGCUGGUGCCACUGAAGUAGCAGUGUUUGGAUCGGCAUCAGAAACCUUCAGUAAAAGAAAUAUCAACUGUUCUAUUGCUGAAAGCAUGCUGAGGUUUGAGGAAGUCAUUAUCGCAGCCAAAGAGAGACAAAUUCCGGUCCGAGGUUACGUUUCUUGUGCGCUCGGAUGCCCCCAUGAGGGACACAUUGAUCCCCCCAAAGUUGCAGAGGUGGCAAAGAGGUUGUAUGAAAUGGGCUGCUAUGAGAUUUCUCUUGGGGACACCAUUGGCGUUGGUACUCCUGGUUCAAUGAUGAAGAUGCUGCACAGUGUGAUGGACGAGGUGCCCAGCAGCACUUUAGCAGUUCACUGUCAUGACACAUACGGUCAAGCACUGCCCAACAUCCUCACUGCACUUCAGAUGGGGGUCUGUACAGUGGAUUCAGCGGUAGGCGGCCUUGGAGGUUGUCCGUACGCUCAGGGAUCAUCUGGCAAUGUUUCAACAGAGGAUGUGCUCUACAUGCUGCACGGCAUGGGCAUUGAGACAGGAGUCAACAUUGACAAAGUUAUCGAGGCCGGUGAUUUUAUCUGCAAUGCUUUGUGUCGUAAGACAAACUCCAAAGUUGCCCAGGCAAGAGGCAACACACUGUAACCAAAGUCUGUGAUGGGAAUCAUGGCCUCCGUCUGUUUAAGAGUGCUUCUCCUAGUGGUUCUGCAUAUUUGUUACCUGAAUGCUUUUGUAUUUGAUUCAGUACACAUUGCCAAAGUCAUAUGUUCA
Messenger RNA from Thalassophryne amazonica, 1433 nucleotides. It is a transcript of the gene hmgcll1, whose product is annotated as 3-hydroxymethyl-3-methylglutaryl-CoA lyase-like 1. The coding region runs from base 297 to 1307 and encodes 336 amino acids. The record is from RefSeq and is a predicted model, not a curated record. NCBI's taxonomy places the organism in Eukaryota, Metazoa, Chordata, Actinopteri, Batrachoidiformes, Batrachoididae. The transcript is spliced from 9 exons. Gene Ontology annotation, biological process: L-leucine catabolic process; ketone body biosynthetic process. Gene Ontology annotation, molecular function: hydroxymethylglutaryl-CoA lyase activity.